AUGAGCACCUUCCUCGGUGUCAACUGCGGCCUACGCGCCGCCCCGGGCCUGAGACUCAACCUGCAGAAGCACGCCCGGGCCGUGUGCUCCGGGGCAUCCAGAGGAAUUAUCCCUGAGCCCGUCUCUGGACCAGCACGGCUAUGUGCCUCGUUAUGUAUAAAUGCGUGGCGUCAGGGCCCGGGAGAGCACGCCAGGAACCUCACACGACCCCAGUCCCAGCAACCAUGGCGCAACUCGGCGCGGCGCAUCGAGCACCAGAGGAGGACCUUCUUCGGCUCCUCGCGCGUGGUGACACACUACGUCGACCUGCCUCCCGGGUACGCGGACGAGGAGGGACUGCCCUUCGCCAAACAGGACCUGGACCGAUCAGCCACAGUCGACAUCUUCAGGAGCUCUGCGGACAUGACGCCCCACCGGGCGAACAAGCUGCUCAGGAUCCUGCACGGCCGCAGGGUCGCAGGCAGCCUUGAGGACCCGGAGGUGCAGGAAAACACCGCCAGCUACACGGGCCGGGAGAUCAACCAGGGCCUCGAGUGGCUCCGCGCCAACGUGCCCGUCGACGAGAUCACCAACGCCGGGCUGAGGGCCGAGGACGAGCUGCGGGUUCUGGAGAGCGCCGCCGAGUCGGAGGCCAACGAGGACGGCGCUGCCGGGAAAGACACCAGUGAUGCCGGCAAGUCUAGCCCCUGGUCGCUCUAUAAGAAGGCGGGCGACGACAACGUCUACGGGGAGAGCAUCAUCGACAAGAUCCGCGCCCGCAACGUCGCACGGCGCGAGGCCGAGGAGAAGGCGCUGGAGGAGAAGCGCAAGCAGGAGGAAGAAGCCGGCCAGCAGAACUGGGGCGGCCUGUCCACCGAGACCGGCGGCGCCCGGCAGGUCGCCAUGAGCGCCAAGGAGGAGGCCUACCGCGCCGAGGCGACGUCGGGCCUCGAGGCCCCGCCCGAGACACCCCGGUGGCGCCUCCUCCUGCCCACGACCGUCUUCGUGGCCGCGCUGGCCCCGCUGCUCUGGUGGGCGUCGGGCGGCUACAGCGCGCCGGCCGAGGACGCGCGGCUCCUCGCGCCCUGGCUGACGCAGGCGGACGCGACCGUUUACGGGCUGAUGCUGCUGAACCUGGCCGUCUUCGUCGCGUGGCGGCGCAUGGGCGCGUGGAAGUUCCUCAACAAGUACGCCAUCAUGGACAUGGUGGCCCCGCGGCCCACGGGCGCCGUGGCCGCCAUCUUCUCGCACCAGGCCUCCUCGCACCUCGUCGAGAACAUGUUCGUGUUCUGGCUGCUGGGCGGGCUGCUCCUCCACGACGCCAACCGCGCCGAGUACCUGGCCGUCUUCCUGGGCUCGGGCGCCGUGGGCUUCCUCGCCUCGCUGUACAAGUGCGUCCUGACACGCCACCUGACAUACGGCUUGGGGGCCUCCAGCGCCAUCUUCGGCGUCAUCUGCUGCUACUUCUGGAUCCACCGCUUCGAGGGCUUCAAGAUUCUGGACCUGCCGCCAGACCCUGCCAAUGGUAUACAGGGACUUGGCAUCGUCGGGCUGAUCAUCGGUCUGAACCUGAUCCCUCUGUUCAGGCAGCUGCCGGGUCAGAAGGACUGGAUAUCCCACCUGGCUGGUAUUGCGACGGGGAUCGGUUUCGCGAAAUUGAUCGAGGAAAGAAGAGAGCGUGAGAAGAAGAACGAGGGCCGAAUUUCCGAGGGACAGGUCGUUGGAACCUAG
Molecule: messenger RNA, 1710 nt
Organism: Diaporthe batatas
Lineage: Eukaryota; Fungi; Ascomycota; Sordariomycetes; Diaporthales; Diaporthaceae
Exons: 1
Coding region: 1-1710 (569 amino acids)
Cellular component (GO): membrane
Molecular function (GO): serine-type endopeptidase activity
Source: RefSeq, a predicted model, not a curated record